AUGGUGGAUUACCGUGGCCUGAAUGAGGUCACACCACCACUGAGCGUUGCCGUGCCAGACAUGUUGGAGCUUCAGUACGAGCUGGAGUCCAAGGCAGCAAAGUGGUAUGCGACCAUCAAUAUUGCGAAUGCCUUCUUCUCCAUUCCUUUGGCAGCAGAAUGCAGACCUCAGUUUGCCUUCACCUGGAAGGGAGCGCAAGGGAAACCCAUCUGGGCCGCCGAGAUCUGGCAGGACAUUGCCACCCGAGUAGAGAAGCUGACCGUGAAGAUUCGACACGUGGAUGCACACAUACCCAAGAGUCGGGCUACUGAAGAGCAUCACAACAACGAACAGGGGAGAGAUGCAACAUACCGAUGGGCCCGUGACCGAGGGGUGGACCUUACUAUGGACAACAUCUCACAGGUCAUGCACGACUGCGAGACCUGCGCUGCAAUCAAACAGGCCAAGCGGGUGAAGCCUCUGUGGUACGGUGGACGAUGGCUGAAAUACAGGUAUGGGGAAGCCUGGCAAAUUGACUAUAUCAUGCUGCCCCAAACCCACCAAGGCAAGCGCUAUAUGCUUCAGGCAUGCUCAGUCCAACAUCUACCAGUACCAUAUGCAGCGUUCCCACCUCUGAUUUCUGAUGACCCAUUCCUUUUGCAUCCUCCUCACCUUUCUCCACAUCACCCGUCUCACCUGCCAACUCCAGGGCAAUUUGUUCCCUUCCAAGCACAGCAGCCACCUUCACCACUUCAAAGGAUAGACAAUGAAGUAGAACUGCUUGGAGAACAUCUUCCUAUAGGAAGCUUUACCUACCCUCCAUCACCUCAUCCACCAACAUUGACUUCCUCAGCUUCUAUCCAGUUCUUAGCCCACAAUCCUUUACACCAAGAGAUUUCAUUUGGAGUACUUUACCCACCUUUUAUGCCUUGACGACUCACAGGGCACAGUAGAUACCUAUCACAGCAAACAAUGCCACCACACUCAUACCAUCCCAGCCUAUUACCAUAUGUACUAUCAUUGCUUCCUGUGCCACCUGCAGUUAGACCAGCUUUCAGUUUUGAGUUGGAUGUGGAAGAUGGAGAGGUCGAAAACUAUGAGGCACUGUUGAAUUUGGCAGAACAUCUAGGAGAAGCCAAACAUCGAGGACUGACAAAGACAGACAUUGAACAGCUUCCAUCUUACAGGUUCAAUCCAAGCAAUCAUCAAUCAGAGCAGACAUUGUGUGUUGUGUGUAUGUGUGAAUUUGAGGCAAGGCAGCUACUUAGAGUCUUACCCUGUAACCACGAGUUUCAUGCCAAGUGUGUUGAUAAAUGGCUUAAGGUAAAUCGUACCUGCCCAAUUUGCAGAGCUGAUGCUUCAGAAGUGCAUCGUGAUUCAGAAGGACUAAUCUAA
Vidua chalybeata is the source of this 1374-nucleotide messenger RNA. Its product is annotated as E3 ubiquitin-protein ligase RNF38-like. NCBI's taxonomy places the organism in Eukaryota, Metazoa, Chordata, Aves, Passeriformes, Viduidae. The record is from RefSeq and is a predicted model, not a curated record. The transcript is spliced from 10 exons.